This is a messenger RNA of Solanum dulcamara, 2106 nucleotides long. RefSeq lists its product as uncharacterized. NCBI's taxonomy places the organism in Eukaryota, Viridiplantae, Streptophyta, Magnoliopsida, Solanales, Solanaceae. The transcript has 3 exons. Bases 73 to 1080 code for a protein of 335 amino acids. Gene Ontology annotation, molecular function: polysaccharide binding. The record is from RefSeq and is a predicted model, not a curated record.
CUUAAUCAUCAUAAACACUUUCCUAAUGCUACAGUCUUCCUUAACUAUACAAAAUCUUGGUAGAGAAAAUCUAUGUCAAAACCUUCUAGCAAGUCUCACAUGGCCAUUUCAUUAGUAAACAAUUGCAUAUCAACUUUGUCCAUCUUUAUUUUUUUCCUUACACUUCAAUUUCUGAGUAUCACAGAAGCUCAAUCAAGAAUUUGUAGAAAUUCUUGUGGCGAUAUCCCAAUUCAGUAUCCUUUUGGCAUUGAUGAUGGCUGCGGCAGUCCAUAUUAUAGGCACAUUCUUGUAUGCACUGGUGGUCAGCUUCAACUUAGAACCCCUUCUGGUAGAUACCCUGUUAGAAAUUUAAGUUAUAUGGAUCCACAUAUUCUUGUGACCGACCCCUUAAUGUGGAAUUGCCUAGAUGGUGACAAUUUUCGACCAACUAGGCCGUUUAGCCUAGACACUAGCACACAUUUCACUUUAUCCUCUGAAAAUGACUACUUAUUCUUCAAUUGUAGUGAAAGUGAUGUGUUAGUUGAGCCAAAACCAAUGUUCUGCGAGCGUUUCCCUGAUCAGUGUGAUUCAACUUGUGAUAGUUCGAGUUAUCUUUGUAGGCACUUGCCUGAAUGUCCUGCUGCUUUGAGGAGUAGCUCUUGUUGUUCUUACUAUCCCAAAGCUACUGAGUCUUUGAGGCUGAUGUUGAAGCAUUGUGCAAGCUAUACUAGUGUGUAUUGGAGGAAUCUUGGUUCAACCCCCGCGUUUGAUCAGGCUCCUGAGUAUGGGAUUCGAGUUGAUUUUGAUAUUCCAGUGACUACGCGAUGCCUGCAGUGUCAAGAGACUGCUAAGGGAGGGGGAACUUGUGGCUUUGAUAUAGAAACACAGGAUUUCUUGUGCCUGUGUGACAAAGGGAAUAGUACUACUUUCUGUAAUGAUCGUACGGGCUCUCACAGAAGAGGAGUCGUAGCAGGGACAGCAACUGCAGUUUCAGUUGCAGGGGCAUUUGGAAUAGGAGCUGGUGUAUGGUACUUGAAGAAACUCAGAGCAAAAGCACCAGUAACUCAUGGAGUUCAAACCAAUGAGAAUAGACUCUUCUGAGAUCUUCUUUUGAAGUAAACAAAAAAAUUGCUCUAUUUCUUCCUUAAUUUCUUUUCCACUUUUCUUUACCAUUUUUCGACUUGUUUGAUUUUUUAUAUUGCUUAGCUUAUUCUUGCACUUCAGUUGGUUCUGUUUGUAAGUUUAAGGAAUCAACUUUUGAUUUUAGUAUGUUUUGGCAUUGCUUGUAUGUGGAGUAAGGAAUAUCUUAGAGAACCACUGCACCUUGUGAGGCCUUCUCUUUUCUUCGUUUAUUCAAAUAUCUCUGAUGUCUAGUUUUUUGCUUAAACAUCUGUUGCAACUAGUACUCUUUGCUAACAGCGAUAUUGUUGAUGAUAGAAGCAUAUAUAAUUCAACAAGCGAUACAAUUUAUGUUAUGUUACACCCUUCAAAAAUUCAUCGUCAUUCUGCACAGAACAAACUGUGUAUAAACAAUGAUAAGGAAUACAACUUUCGUCAUUUCUCAAAGAGACUUACAACUCCAAAAGCCUGAAUCUUUCUUGAACUUGCUAAUUAUGGUAUGCACGAAGGAUAAAUUAAACACGUUGAGGCAUUAAAAAAAUGCUGCCAGAGAUAACAGGGCAUGCUGAUGAUAGGAAUAGGAAAGGAGAAAUUUUCUAUCAGCAAUUAGCAAGGUUCAUUGACAACACAUUGAAGAGGACCAGCAUUAGAAGUUAAAGAGGGAGUAAACGAUCCGUGAGCAACAAUGAAUGAUUGUCCUCUCGUGUACUUUGGAGCAAUACUUCCAUAUCCAGAUGGAAGAAAAUAAGCUCCAUUCAUAAACACAUCAUUGGAGGAUCUCCAUUUCCAACUCUUCCAUCCUUUUUCUUCAGUCUCCCUCUUGGUGACCUGUAAUAUACAUCAUGCAUGGCUAACGUAUAUCAUCUAUAUAUAGCGAUUAGUAUAAGUUGUUUUUUGUUUAUAGUGACUAAAUUUGUGAUUUCCAAUUUGAGAACAAGUAGUAUAGAUAUUUGUAUAUAUACCUCUUUGUUGUAAGCUUUGUCAGGAGCAAUGAAGUAAUUUCCUUCA